GCCUUGAUAUCACGAAUUUUCAAAGGGGAGGCAAAAUUCCUGCUUAGAUUAUUCUGUAUCCUUGCCUUUCUAAUCACUGCAUUUUUAAUUACACAAUUCUCGUUACAAAAUCUUCCGUCUAAAUUUUUCCCUCAUCAACAGUCGACAUUUAAGCUUACUUUAAAUCAAGACCAACCAAACUUUAAAAAAAUCCAAUUGGACGAGGUCGAUUGGCAGGAAAUCCGUGAGGCCAGCACGUUCCAUAAUGCUACCUAUAACCCCCGAUUUUUCGUCUACUCAGCCUAUCUGGAUGUUAAGCAAAAUGUCUUGAGGGUUAUCUCAAUUACACCAUCAUUUUCCAGACAAAAAAUGUAUUGCCACAUAUUCGACGAGGAACUGCAGCAAAUCGCUGUUGUUCCUGGUAACAUAAGCACCACAAAAGACGGGGGUGGCUAUAAAUACAGCAUGGCCUUCAUACUUUGCAAGUUGGACAUAAAUCCCUACCUUAUCGAGAGUAAAUUGAUUAUUAAAAAGGCGAAAUUUGUAACUAUGUUACCCUUUUCAAAAGGAAGUAACUUAAACUUCACGAGUGGAAAUAUGGUUUCGAAUUUACUGAGUAUACCCGAUCCGGCCCGACAAGGUAUCGAGGAACCUCAUAAAUUUGGCGCUUGUGUCCAGCCCACGUUUAAUUACGACAGAGUCGCGGCAUUUUUGGAGUGGAUUGAAUUCCAAAAAAUGAUGGGCGUAACACAGUUCACCUUCUAUAAUAUGUCGAUUGGACCUCGUGUUUCGUGCGUCAUGAAAUCUGCAGCGAUUAAUGAAGAAACUCCAGUCACCGUAUUAAAAUGGGGCCCAGCAAUCUUUGAUAUUCUACCAAUGAUUCAUGCUAACGCCCAAAUCGCCCAAUUGAACGAUUGCUCCUUUAGGUACAGAGGUGUGUCAAAAUAUCUCGUGCUCGUUGACUUAGAUGAAUAUAUCGUCCCAAAUCCAACUUUUGCGAGAAAUUACUAUAAAUUGAUCAGUGUAUUGGACGAGGCAUGGCGAAAUAUGUCGAGAUCUGGAGUAGUCGCCGUGUAUCAGUUCGCAUCUGCAUUUUUUGAUCCAGAUUUUGGACAGUUUGACUCGUCAACGCUAGCCACUGAGCAAAUACCACGAUUUAGUAUAAAAGAUUUGCAAUUGUACCGCUACGUGACGAGACACGAGCCAGUUUACGAAAAUGGAAUACGAACAAAAUUGAUUUCCAUUCCAUGGAACGUUAUCGAACCGGGAUUACACUACCUGUACGAAGCGGUCCCUAACGCACAUCAGUACAUGAUUCCACCGGACUUUGGGUACAUGCAUCACUACAGGCGAUUUUUUGGUUGUCCUGCUAAUUGCGUUUUUAUCAGACGAGCCAUCGACACGAAGGCUCAUUUCUACGCCCAAGAUAUUUCAAUUAGAGUGAAAAAUAUGGUAAAGAAAUUAGAGAAAGAAUGCGAUAUAGGAGAUUUGAGAAACAAAAGGUAGUUAUGCCGUCGCGAUAUUAUGAGUUUGUGUUGCGUAAUAUUUAUAUAUGUAUAUAUACACAUUUGUAAUAAAUCUGAUACGGUAUCAGUGAUACCUUGAGUUAUUCAAAGACAAGUUUAUAAAAUACGUAACCCUGCGGAGGGCUGUUGCUUAACAGGUUGACGUGCGCCGCAUUUAAAUAGGGGGUGUAACCGUAAGGUAGGGGAGGAAGGGGUAAAAAUUGCCAAUGUAGCGUUAUGUACUUUAUGAACGUUUCAUGUGUAAGUACGUUUUU
Molecule: messenger RNA, 1759 nt
Organism: Folsomia candida
Lineage: Eukaryota; Metazoa; Arthropoda; Collembola; Entomobryomorpha; Isotomidae
Exons: 5
Coding region: 349-1485 (378 amino acids)
Source: RefSeq, a predicted model, not a curated record